AUGAAUCGACUAUUUUUUUUUGCUUUUACUCUUAUAUCUAUAGUUAUAUGCAGUAAAGCCAACCGUUUAUAUGUUAAUGAUAAAUUAGUCCGUUUAGAACCAUUAAUUGAUCAACAUAUAAAAUAUCUCCGAGAUCUUGAAACAAAUACUGCACUCGAUUUUUGGACUGAAAUUACAGCACCACAUAAACCAGUUGAUGUUCAUAUAAAAGCAAAUGAAUUUAAUCAAUAUGUUUCACAAUUUGUACAACAUUCAUUGCCAUUUAAUGUUCUUAUUGAUGAUUUACAAGCAAUUAUUGAUAAUGAACAGCAAGAAAUUGCAAGAGAUUAUUUAAUGAGACAAAUGAAAAGUCGUUGGCUUGGACAAACUAGAGUAGAUAUUGUUGGAGCAUAUGCUAGUUAUGAUGAUAUUUUAACAUUUAUGCAAGAUAAAGCAAAUGCUGAUCCAACACAUAUUAAAGUUACUAACAUGGGCAACACUUAUGAGAACCGACAAUUAAAAGUUAUUUCAAUACAAUUUAAUCCAUCAUCAACUCGAAAUAUUUGGUUCGAUUGUGGUAUUCAUGCAAGAGAAUGGAUUUCACCAGCUACAUGUGUUUGGAUGGUUGAUAAAUUAAUUGAAGAAUAUAAGAAAAAUGACCCUAAAAUUCGAGAAUUACUCAAUUAUUGGACUGUUUAUGUUGCUCCAGUACUUAAUCCUGAUGGAUAUGAAUUUAGUCGAAGUAGUACUCGGUUAUGGCGUAAGAAUCGUAAAAACAAUAAUUUUGUUGGUUGUUAUGGUGUUGAUCUCAAUCGUAAUUAUCGAACGCAAUGGAUGACAGGUUCAUCACUUGAAAGCGAAAUUGAAACAAAAAAUGUGGCUAAUUUUCUUAAUUCAAAAAUAGGUACAUGGGAUCUGUAUAUGUCUUUUCAUUCAUAUGGACAAUUGUGGUUGACACCGUAUGGUUAUUCAACUAAACUUCCACCUGAUCAUCAAAAACAUUUAGCAGCAGGAAAAAAAGGUGCAGAUGCUAUUAAAGGAGUUACUGGUCAUAGGGUGUAUACAGUUGGUAGUAUUUCUAAUGUGUUAUAUAUUGCUAGUGGUAGUACUGUUGAUUGGGCUUAUGAUGAUUUAGGUAUUCGUCAUUCAUAUACAGUUGAACUUCCACCAUCACAACAGGAAUCAGGAACUGGUUUUGUUUUACCACCACAGCAAGCACCUGGUGUGUGCCAUGAAACAUAUGUUGGUAUGAAAGCAUUUUUGGAAGACGUUAAGAAAGAUGUUACUGAAACAUAA
Rotaria sp. Silwood2 is the source of this 1275-nucleotide messenger RNA. Lineage: Eukaryota; Metazoa; Rotifera; Eurotatoria; Philodinida; Philodinidae. The record is from the annotation of a GenBank genome assembly.